UGGGUGAACUUGGCAGGUGGUCUGGGUGGAGAGCACAGCACAGUGGGGGGUCAGGGAGGGAAGACAAGGUCUUGGUGCUGAAACAAAGGUAGCUGGCAAGGGCUUGGCCCUGGAAAAGGCAGGAUUAGCUAGAAGGAUGACAGUCAGCUGAGUCACUGAGCUGGGCAAGGCUCUCAGCCCCCCUGACCGGGCCCAGCUGGGGUGACAGAUGGUGGAGAGGCAUCAGCCAUGGGGGGUGGGGGAUCAUCUAACAAGCAGUUACUGGAGGCUAGUCCCAGAGUCUGCCCCCCCAGCCCAGCGUGGCCUCUAGGGCUCUAAUCUUCCCUGAGGGGGCCUCCCAGCCCUGUCCACACCUCCGCCUAUUGCCCGAGCUUUUCCUUCCCUCCAUCUGGCUUCCUGACCAGGCUUCCACCCGCAAACAACCGGGCAGAGGAGCGGCUGGAAAAGACUUCACUUGGCUGCCAGCUGCCCCUCUUUGCUGUUCCAGCCCCACAGCUGGGACGACCCAAGUCUGGCCACCUUCCAGAUGUACUGUAGAUCAGUGAGGGUUGAGGCUGAGAUGCCAGAUGAGAUAGGGAGCCUCUGAUGCUAGGUCACGUGCUCUAAAUCGACAAGGAAGCCAGGCCUCAGGCUGCUUCCUGCCUCAGCAGCAAGACACAGUUCUGAAAAGCCAGGCUCUGUUCCAAGUGCUUACUGAGUUACCAUGGCAACCGAGGAGUCCAUCAUUCGAAUCCCACCCUACCACUUUAUCCAUGUGCUAGACCAGAACAGCAACGUGUCCCGGGUGGAGGUUGGGCCAAAGACUUACAUCCGGCAGGACAAUGAGAGGGUCUUGUUUGCGCCUGCCCGCAUGGUGACGGUCCCCCCACGCCACUACUGCACAGUGGCCAACCCAGUGUCCCGGGAUCCCCAGGGCUCCGUGCUAUUUGAUGUCACAGGGCAAGUGCGGCUCCGUCACGCUGACCUGGAAAUCCGGCUCGCCCAGGAGCCCUUCCCCCUGUACCCAGGGGAGGUUCUGGAAAAGGACAUCACCCCACUGCAGGUGGUUCUGCCCAAUACCGCCCUCCACCUUAAGGCCCUGCUAGAUUUUAAGAAUAGCGAUGGAGACUGGGUAGUCGCAGGAGAUGAGUGGCUAUUUGAAGGACCUGGCACGUACAUCCCCCAGAAGGAGGUGGAGGUCAUGGAGAUUAUCCAGGCCACGGUCAUCAGACAGAACCAGGCUCUGCGGCUGAGAGCUCGCAAGGAAUGUCAGGACCGGGACAACAAGGAGAGGGUGACAGGUGAAGAAUGGCUGGUCCGCACUGUGGGUGCCUAUCUCCCAGCAGUGUUUGAGGAGGUUCUGGAUUUGGUGGAUGCUGUGAUUCUUACCGAAAAGACAGCCCUGCACCUCCUGGCUCGGCAGAACUUCCGAGACUUGAGGGGAGUGACCCGCCGCACUGGGGAGGAGUGGCUGGUGACAGUGCAAGACACAGAGGCCCACGUGCCAGACGUCUACGAGGAGGUACUGGGGGUUGUGCCCAUCACCACCCUGGGCCCCCACAACUACUGCGUGAUUCUGGACCCAGUCGGUGUGGACGGCAAGAACCAGCUGGGGCAGAAACGUGUGGUCAAGGGAGAGAAGUCUUUUUUCCUGCAGCCGGGAGAGAGGCUAGAACGAGGUAUCCAGGAUGUGUACGUGCUGUCAGAGCAGCAGGGGCUGCUGCUGAGGGCCCUGCAGCCCCUGGAGGAGGGAGAGAACGAGGAGAAGGUCUCACGCCAGGCCGGUGACCGCUGGCUCAUCCGGGGACCCCUGGAGUAUGUGCCGUCUGCCAAGGUGGAGGUGGUGGAAGAGCGUCAAGCCAUCCCCCUGGACGAGAAUGAGGGCAUCUACGUGCAGGACGUCAAGACUGGAAAGGUACGUGCUGUGAUUGGAAGCACCUACAUGCUGACCCAGGACGAGGUCCUGUGGGAGAAGGAGCUGCCUUCUGGGGUGGAGGAGCUGCUGAACAAGGGGCAGGACCCUCUGGCGGACAGGGGUGAGAAGGGGCCUGCCAAGACCCUUCAUCCCUCUGCUCCCCGGAACAAGACCCGCGUGGUCAGCUACCGCGUCCCUCACAACGCCGCGGUGCAGGUGUACGACUACAAAGAGAAGCGAGCUCGUGUGGUGUUUGGGCCCGAGCUGGUGUCGCUGGGUCCUGAGGAACAGUUCACAGUGUUGUCCCUCUCGGCCGGGCGGCCCAAGCGUCCCCACGCCCGCCGCGCGCUCUGCCUGCUGCUUGGGCCUGACUUCUUCACAGACGUCAUCACCAUCGAAACCGCAGACCAUGCCAGGCUGCAACUGCAGCUUGCCUACAACUGGCACUUCGAGCUGCUUGACCGGAAGGACCCCCAGGAGACAGCUAAGCUGUUCUCAGUGCCAGACUUCGUGGGGGACGCCUGCAAGGCCAUCGCGUCCCGGGUGCGGGGGGCCGUGGCAUCGGUCACCUUCGAUGACUUCCACAAGAACUCAGCCCGCAUCAUUCGCAUGGCCGUCUUCGGCUUCGAGAGCCCGGAGGCCAAGGGGCCUGGCGGUGAGGUGCUGCCCCAGCCCCGCGACCGGGCCAUCUUCCCCCAGAAUGGACUGGUGGUGAGCAGCGUGGACGUGCAGUCAGUGGAGCCCGUGGACCAGAGGACCCGGGACGCCUUGCAGCGCAGCGUCCAGCUGGCCAUUGAAAUCACCACCAACUCCCAGGAGGCGGCUGCCAAGCACGAGGCCCAGAGACUAGAGCAAGAAGCCCGUGGCCGGCUUGAGAGGCAGAAGAUCUUGGACCAAUCCGAAGCCGAGAAAGCUCGCAGGGAGCUCUUGGAGCUGGAGGCUCUGAGCACUGCUGUGGAGAGCACCGGCUCCGCCAAGGCAGAGGCCGAGUCCCGCGCGGAGGCUGCACGCAUUGAGGGACAAGGCUCCGUGCUGCAGGCCAAGCUGAAGGCCGAGGCCUUGGCCAUUGAGACGGAGGCUGAGCUGCAGCGGGUAAAAAAAGUGCGAGACCUAGAACUGGUGUAUGCCCAGGCGCAGCUGGAGCUGGAGGUGAAAAAGGCCCAGCAGCUGGCCGAGGUGGAGGUGAAGAAGUUCUCACAGAUGACCGAGGCCCUGGGUCCCAGCACCAUCCGGGAUCUGGCUGUGGCUGGACCAGAGAUGCAGGUAAAACUGCUCCAGAGCUUGGGCCUGAAAUCAACCCUCAUCACGGAUGGCUCCACUCCUAUCAACCUCUUCAGCACAGCCUUGGGUCUGUUGGGGCUCGGGUCUCAGGCCCAGCCCUCAGACCAAAAGGCAACCGGGGGGCCUGGUCCCGGGGAAGGCUUGCUUCUCCAGUCCUCUCUUGUCCCUCAAACUCUUGGAAGCAACCGUAUCGUGCCUUAGCUUCAUGUUGCAUCGAAAAAUAAAACUUACAGUUCUGGGCAUUCAA
Hipposideros armiger (great roundleaf bat) is the source of this 3422-nucleotide messenger RNA. It is a transcript of the gene MVP, whose product is annotated as major vault protein. Bases 704 to 3376 code for a protein of 890 amino acids. Gene Ontology annotation, cellular component: cytoplasm; nucleus. The record is from RefSeq and is a predicted model, not a curated record. The transcript has 15 exons. NCBI's taxonomy places the organism in Eukaryota, Metazoa, Chordata, Mammalia, Chiroptera, Hipposideridae.